GACGAUUUUAACCUAACUAAUCCUUCAGGGCACUCCCAUAGAGAGUUUUAGUACUGAGGUUAUAGAGAUGCUUAAGAGUCUUAGAGGUGAUACUCCAGCUAGUCAGCUAGAUAAUGUUUGGAAGGAGUUACAACUGUCAGUUGAUCAUGUUCUCGACAAGAAUUUAAAUUCAGCCAAAUCUGGAGCAUCGGUGAACGGCUGGGGAUUAAAGCAGUUGAUUGAGAGAAAACAGGGAAUCUUCAGAAUGAAUAUGAUGGGGAAGAGAGUUAAUUUCGCCUGCAGAACUGUUAUAACUCCUGAUCCUAAUAUAAACAUUGACGAGAUCGGAGUCCCGGAAAUAUUCGCCAAGAGGCUCAGUUACCCUGUUCCUGUGACUCCUUGGAACUUCAAGGAACUACAACAAAUGGUCUUAAAUGGUCCAGAUAAUCAUCCAGGUGCCCUAUUGGUGGAAGAUGAGUUUGGUAAACCUAUAAACCUAGAAAUGAAGGAUCCUAGUCAACGGUUAAUGAUUGCCAACACCUUGAUGACCCCGACCUACAGCAACAAGAAGUCAGAUCGACCAAAGAUUGUUCACCGUCACUUGCGCAACGGAGACGCCAUGUUGCUUAAUCGUCAGCCUACUCUGCAUAAGCCCAGUAUUAUGGCUCAUAAGGCAAGGGUACUGAGAGGAGAGAAGGUUAUGAGACUGCAUUACUCCAAUUGUAAAUCCUACAAUGCGGAUUUUGAUGGUGACGAGAUGAAUGCUCAUUUUCCCCAGUCAGAAACUGCCAGGAGUGAAGCAUACAAUAUAGCACUGUCAAGUCAUCAAUACCUGGGUCCUAAAGAUGGUACCCCUCUACAGGGUCUUAUUCAGGACCAUGUUAUCGGAGCAGUGAAAAUGACCCUGAGAGGUCGUUUCUUUUCCAGACCUGAGUACAUGCAGCUUGUGUUUCAAGCCCUACAGGGCAUCCCAGGCAGAAUAAAGAUUCAGGCCCCCACCAUUUUGAAACCAAAACAGCUGUGGUCGGGAAAGCAGGUUAUUUCAACAAUCUUGAUAAAUCUGGUACCUGCUGGGAAGUUCCCGCCAAAUUUUACCUCAACAGCUAAAAUCAGUCCUAAACUCUGGCAAUCCCAACCUGAACGAGCCUGGAAAGCUGGUGGAACUCCCCUCAAGAAGAUGAUUGAUAUGUCAGAAUCUGAGUUUAUAGUACGAGAUGGUAUACUUUGUGUUGGAAUCUUGGACAAAAACCAGUUUGGUGCCACGCCCUACUCACUGGCCCACCUCCUCUUUGAGCUGUAUGGGGGAAUAGUCUGCACCAGCUUCCUGUCAGGACUCUCAAAACUCUUCACCUACUUCCUUCAGGGCAUAGAGGGGUUCUCACUAGGAGUUCAGGAUAUUCUUGUGACAGAAACUGCAAAUGAUGUUAGAACUGCAGUAAUGGCGGACACCAGACAAGUCGGGGAUUCAUGUGCUGCACAGGGUGUAGGUGCUAAGGGCGAGGUUGAUAUUGACGAGCUAAGAUUUAUGAUGGAAGAAACACACAGGGCUAGUGCUGACAAUCCAAGAUUCCGUAUGGAACUUGACAGGGGAUACAAGGAGAAGCUGAACCCUGCCACUAACAGGAUCAAUGCCGUUUGUGUCCCCGCAGGACUUAUCAAACCAUUCCCUCAUAAUAAUCUUCAGCUCAUGGUCAACUCAGGGGCUAAAGGUAGUACAGUAAACACAACCCAGAUUUCUUGUCUCCUGGGUCAGAUUGAGUUGGAGGGGAAAAGGCCACCAAUUAUGAUAAGUGGAAAAUCCCUUCCUUCCUUCCGGCCAUACGAUACUCAGCCUCGGGCCGGGGGCUUUAUUGAUGGACGAUUUAUGACAGGAAUCCAGCCCCCUGAAUUCUUCUUCCAUUGUAUGGCAGGAAGAGAAGGUUUGAUUGAUACUGCAGUAAAGACUAGCAGAUCAGGGUAUCUUCAGCGUUGUCUUAUAAAGUUGCUAGAAGGUUUAACUGUACAUCAAGAUUAUACUGUCAGGGACUCUGAUAACUCUGUGAUACAGUUUCAGUAUGGAGAGGACUCAUUGGAUGUUUGUAAAUCCCAGUAUAUCAAACCUAGUCGUCUCAAGGAUCUCUCAAACAACAUCAACUCUGUUAUGAACAAGGAGAGGGAAAAAAGAGCAAAGGAAAUGAGUGAUAUGAAGGGGAUAAAGAAGGAGAAGAAGAAACUGAAGGAGUGGAGGAAGUAUGGAGGUGGGGAGAGGAAAAGAACUGGAGCUUUCCUGAAAUUCUCACAGUGCAGUGAUACUAUAAAGAAGCAGUUCAAAGGAUAUGAGAAGAUUAAGGUAGGUAAGGAGGACCCUAUAUUUGUAUCCAGAGCUAAGUCAUAUCUCCCAACAUUGUCUGAGUAUAGGAACCUCAAUGAUAGCAUCAUAGCUGACUUGAAGGAGAGCCAAGGUCCUUCAAUGCCUCCCCUAUCCUCCACUUUCUUGCCUCCAGUACACUUCUCAGCCAUCACAGAGGCCUGUGAUGCUAUGAUUAGUGAGUAUAUUAAGCAAAACAAGGAUACUGUAGACUGUCAUAACUUCAAGGACACCAUGUACUUAAAGAUUCAGGAAUCCUGUGUUGCUGCUGGGGAACCAGUUGGUGUUUUAGCUGCACAGUCAGUUGGUGAGCCCAGUACUCAGAUGACACUAAAUACUUUCCAUUUUGCUGGUCGGGGAGAGAUGAAUGUUACCCUGGGAAUUCCUCGUCUUAGGGAGAUUUUAAUGGUAGCGUCAGACAAUAUUAAGACCCCAAGCCUGACAAUUCCAUUCAAACAGGGGAUCACAGAGAAGGAGAUGGAUAAGUUCAGGUUGAAGUUCAACAAGGUUGUUGUGGAGAAUUUACUGGAGGAGGUUCAGGUUACAGAAAAGAUUGUGCUCAGUCCGGCACGACUCCGUAAAGUGGUUCUCCGGUUUAAGUUCCUGCCUUACAAGUACUAUAAACAGGAUUAUGGGGUUACACAGCACCAGGUUCUACAGUAUAUGGAGAACAAAUUCUUUCACAAGGUGUUCUUUCCUGUGAUGGUUGCUGUGAGUAAGGAGAAGAAGGUGGGUGUAGAUGUUGGACAGGAUAUGGAUCUUAAGAUAGAUCGUGGAGGUGGAGUUGGAGGGGAUCGUGAUGAAGAUGAAGGGGAGGGUGGGGAUGUUACAAAGGAGAGAAGGAAUGAGGAGACUGCUGAUAAAGCUAUGGGAGAUGUUGAUAGCAGUGACGAUGAACAGGAGGAUAUGGAGGGGGAGGGAACAGAUGUGACCAGGAAGGUGGAGAGGCAGGGGGACAGGGAGUAUGAGGAACUGGAGGAGGUCGAGAUCAAGAUCAAGGAUGAACUUGUUAAACAGGAGGAUGAUGAGUAUAAUGAUGAUAAGGAUGAUGUUAAAAAUGAAUCCUCACCUGUAUCCGAAGAUGAAAAUUAUGAAUCAGAGGAAGAGGAGGAUGAAGAAAGAAAUGAGACAAUACAAGACGAGCUGAUGAGUAGUGGUGAGCCUAGGAAACGACGAGCUGAGUUCCUGGCUCAAAUGGAGGGUGUGUGUGGACUAUGUGGUGUUACAGACUACUCCUAUGAUACUGAAAAGGAACGUUGGUGUGAAAUUACUCUCAGUUUUGAUAUUUCCCAGAAGAGGAUUGAUAUGCCAAACAUACUCAGGAAAUCCGCUGAGAAAGGUUUAAUCUACCAAGUGAAGAACAUGAAGAAAGGAUUUGUUAUGGAGAAGGAUGGACGGUAUAUGAUCCAGACUGACGGAAUCAAUAUAGAUGUCAUGCUUCAUUACGAUAAAAUCCUUGAUCUUAAUAAUUUGAUGUGUAAUAAUAUUCACGAUAUGGCUAGGUACUAUGGUAUUGAGGCCGCCUAUAAGACUAUUGUACGUGAGGUGACUAACGUGUUCGGAGUCUAUGGUAUUGAAGUUGAUUACAGGCACUUGAGUCUGAUAGCUGACUACAUGACCCAGGAUGGGCGCUAUAGACCCUUUAAUAGGGUUGGUAUUGAGAGCAAUCCUUCACCCUUUCAGCAGAUGACCUUCGAGACUGCUAUGGGAUUCCUACGAAGUUCUACCCUGGGAGCUAGAUGUGAUGAACUAAAUUCUCCCUCUGCCUGUAUAGUACUAGGCAAACCAACUAAAGGUGGAACCGGUUCUGUAAACUUGCGCUAUGCACUUUGAAGUCCGCCAUUUUGAGAUUUUAAGAUUCGUGGAUUUCUCGCACAUGAAUUGCCAUGAAAAAAAAUUCAUCUUGAAUUAGUUUUUGAGCUGAAAAGGCUGUGAAAGUGGAUUUUUUUUAAAUAUAAUUUUUUUCUGUUUUUA
Molecule: messenger RNA, 4300 nt
Organism: Eurytemora carolleeae
Lineage: Eukaryota; Metazoa; Arthropoda; Copepoda; Calanoida; Temoridae
Gene: RpI1
Product: DNA-directed RNA polymerase I subunit RPA1
Exons: 21
Coding region: 68-4159 (1363 amino acids)
Biological process (GO): DNA-templated transcription
Cellular component (GO): RNA polymerase I complex
Molecular function (GO): DNA binding; DNA-directed RNA polymerase activity
Source: RefSeq, a predicted model, not a curated record